AUGUACUUCCCUGUUCAUAUCUAUUUAUCUCUAUCAUUUUGGUCAUAUCUAUCUAUCUACUUAUGUCUGUGCUAUUAUCUAUCUAUCUAUCUAUCUAUCUAUCUACUCAUUCUAUUAUUCUGUCUGUCUAUCUCAUCUAUCCAUGUCUAUCUCAGUCUAUUCCAUCCAUCUAUCUAUCUGUCUAGUCUGUCUUCAUAUCUAUCUCAUCUAUUCUUGUCUGUCUAUCUCAGUCUAUCUUGUCUAAGUCUGUUCUUAUCUAUCUGUCUAUCUAGUCUAUCUUAUUUAUCUAUCUCAUCUAUUCUUGUCUGUCUAUCUCAUCUAUCUAUUCUUGUCUAUCUCAGUCUAUUCUUGUCUGUCUAUCUCAUCUAUUCUUAUCUAUCUAUUCUUAUCAGUCUAUCUCAGUCUAUCUGUCUAUCUCAUCUAUCUUGUCUGUCUCUCAGUCUAUUCUUGUCUGUCUAUCUCAUCUAUCUGUCUAAGUCUGUUCUUAACUAUCUGUCUAUCUCAGUCUAUUCUUGUCUGUCUAUCUCAUCUAUUCUAUCUAGUCUAUCUAUCUUGUCUGUCUAUCUCAGUCUAUUCUUGUCUGUCUAUCUCAUCUAUUCUUGUCUCAGUCUGUUCUUAACUAUCUGUAUCUAUCUCAGUCUAUUCUUGUCUAUUCUAUCUCAUCUAUCUAUUCUUUUGUCUAAGUCUGUUCUAUCUAUGUCUAUCUCAGUCUAUUCUGUCUUCUAUCUCAUCUAUCUUGUCUGUCUAUCUAUUCAUUCUAUCUCUAUCUGUCUAUCAUCUAUUCUAUCUAUCUCAGUCUAUCUUAUCUGUCUAUCUCAGUCUAUUCUUAUCUGUCUAUCUCAGUCUAUUCUUGUAAGUCUAUCUCAUAUCUAUCUGUCUAUCUCAUCUAUUCUUGUCUGUCUAUCUCAUUCUUGUCUGUCUAUCUAUUCAUUUGUCUGUCUAUCUCAGUCUAUUCUCAUCUAUUCUAUCUGUUCUUAUCUCAUCUGUCUAUCUCAGUCUGUUCUUAACUAUCUGUCUAUCUCAGUCUAUUCUUGUCUGUCUAUCUCAUCUAUCUAUCUGUCUAUCUCAUCUAUCUAUUCUCUGUCAGUCUGUUCUAUCUGUCAGUCUGUUCUUGUCUCAGUCUUCUCAGUCUAUUCUAUCUAUCUAUUCUUGUCUGUCUUCAUCUAUCUGUCUAUCUCAGUCUAUGUUCUUAUCUAUCUCAUCUAUCUCAUCUAUUCUUGUCUGUCUAUCUCAUCUAUUCUUGUCUAUUCAUCUAUCAUCUAUCUCAGUAUCUGUCUAUCUCAGUCUAUUCUUGUCUAUCUAUCUCAUCUAUUCUUGUCUAUCUAUCUAGUCUCUGUCUAUCUCAGUCUAUCUAUCUAUCUCAGUCUAUUCUUGUCUGUCUAUCUCAGUCUAUUCUUUCUAUUAUUCUAUCUAUCUAUCUCAGUCUAUUCUAUCUCAUCUAUCUCAGUCUAUUCUUGUCUAAUCUAUCUCAUCUAUCUAUCUAUCUAUCUUAUCUGUCUAUCUCUAAUCUGUUCUCAAUUCUAUCAUCUAUCUAUCUAUUCUAUCUGUCUAUCUCAGUCUAUUCUUGUCUGUCUAUCUCAGUCUAUUCUUGUCUGUCUAUCUCAGUCUAUUCUUGUCUGUCUAUCUCAGUCUAUUCUUGUCUGUCUAUCUCAGUCUAUUCUUUCUAUUCUUGUCUGUCUAUCUCAGUCUAUUCUUGUCUGUCUAUCUGUUCAUUCUAUCUGUCUAUCUCAGUCUGUUCUUAACUAUCUGUCUAUCUCUCUAUCUAUUCUUGUCAGUCUCAUCUAUUCUUGUCUAAUCUAUUCUUGUCUGUCUAUCUAUCUAUCUAUCUAUCUCAGUCUGUUCUUAACUAUCUGUCUAUCUCAGUCUAUUCUUGUCUGUCUAUCUCAUCUAUUAUCUAUUCUUGUCUGUCUAUCUCAUCUAUCUAUUCUUGUCUGUCUAUCUCAUCUAUUCUUGUCUAUUCAUAUCUGUCUAUCUCAGUCUAUUCUUGUCUGUCUAUCUCAUCUAUUCUUGUCUAUCUAUCUCAGUCUAUUCUUGUCUGUCUAUCUAUCUAUUCUUAUCUCAGUCUGUUCUAUCUCAGUCUAUCUUGUCUGUCUAUCUCAGUCUAUUUUGUCUGUCUAUCUCAUCUAUUCUUGUCCAUCUAUCUAUCUCAGUCUAUUCUAUCUAUCUCUGUUCUAUUCUAUCUGUCUAUCUCAUCUAUUCUUGUCUAUCUCAGUCUAUUCUUGUCUAUCUAUCUAUCUAUCUCAGUCUGUUCUUACCUAUCUGUCUAUCUCAGUCUAUUCUUGUCUGUCUAUCUCAUCUAUUCUUAUCUGUCUAUCUGUUCUAUUCUUGUCUGUCUAUCUCAGUCUAUUCUUGUCUGUCUAUCUCAGUCUAUUCAGUCUGUCUAUCUCAGUCUAUUCUUGUCUGUCUAUCUCAUCUAUCUAUCUCAGUCUGUUCAUUCUUGUCUGUCUAUCUCAGUCUAUUCUUGUCUGUCUAUCUCAGUCUAUUCUAUCUAUCUGUCUAUCUCAGUCUAUUCUUGUCUGUCUAUCUCAUAUCUAUUCUUGUCUAUCUAUUCUUAACUAUCUGUCUAUCUCAUCUGUUCUUAACUAUCUGUCUAUCUCAGUCUAUUCUUGUCUGUCUAUCAUCUAUUCUAUCUAUCUAUCUAUCUCAGUCUAUUCUGUCUGUCUAUCUCAUCUAUUCUUCUCAGUCUAUUCAGUCUAUUCAUCUAUCUAUCUCAUCUAUUCUUGUAUCUAUCUAUCCAUCUAUCUAGUCUAUCUAUCUAUCUCAUCUAUUAUUCUUGUCUAUCUAUCUAUUCUUAUCUAUCUAUCUCAGUCUGUUUCUAUCUAUGUAUCUCAGUCUGUUCAUAUCUAUGUAUCUCAGUCUAUUCUUAUCUGUCUAUCUCAUCUAAAGUCUGUCUCUAUCUGUCUAUAUCUAUGUAUCUCAGUCUAUUCUUGUCUAUCUAUCUAUCUAUCUGUCUAA
Acanthosepion pharaonis is the source of this 2955-nucleotide messenger RNA. Lineage: Eukaryota; Metazoa; Mollusca; Cephalopoda; Sepiida; Sepiidae. The record is from the annotation of a GenBank genome assembly.